AUGGUUGGCCAAUAUGAAGCUGCUAUCGAUAUCAGCAAAGUGCCUGGAAAACAUGACCUAGAAGAGGAUGGUGAUAAAAAUAAUGAAUAUUAUUAUCAAGAUGGUAAAGAAGGGAUAAUUGUAAUCCUCACCGAAAAUCUUCCAAAAGCUCCUGGAUACAAGAAACUAGAGUACAAACCAGAAGACCAAGUUGUAAAGAUUAAAGGGAUUAAGAAGGGAGACACUCCUCAGAAUGUGCUUCCUAACCCUUCUGGAUAUUCCAAUGUCACAGAGGUGGCAGUCUACUACUGGGAACUUGAUUCUAGCUACAGCAACCCUCUCCUAAUUCAACUUGUUAAACUUGGUAUUGAUGAAGAAUACUAUACGUCCACUCCUGAGAACCCAAACUAUUGGACUAAACAAGGGGGUAUAAAUAAUAGUAAUUUAAAGGAUAGGCUUGACAAGCAGAACUGCAAGAAUGGAGUCCAUACUGUAAAAAUUUCGUACAAGAUUCGUGGAACUACCUCGUAUAGUCUUGGUUACUACUGUCCAGUUUGUAAUCAGAGAAUUACGGUAAGCUAUCUUGAUCCACCUGAUCAUGACCAUUAUCACUACUACUCACACACUAUUGGACAUCCUGGUUCUUCGUCCUCAAUCUCAGUUUCUGGCUUUAAGGACAAAGAUAAUUAUCAAGUUGGACUCCCACCUGUUAAAGGUGCCCAGUUUAUAUCUGUCUACUGGAGACAGUUUACUGGUAAGCCUCUUCUCAUUGCCUACCAACAAAAUUAUAAUACAACUUAUUGGUUCAAAAGAAAUGCUAGUGAUGGCAACACUUGGAGUGAAGUAUCCCCGAAUUUGAUACCUGAUCCUAGAGAUACUAGUCACUAUAGGAAUAAAAUCAAAGAGCUCCUAGACCUUAAGGAAUAUUACCCUAAACUUACCCCGGAUUUAUCUAAGAUAGAUAAAUAUUCCGAUAGUAGUGGCAUAAGUAUAAUUGUUAAAGUUGUUUCUCGAGGUGCUUAUAUAAUUGAGCACUCUCUGAAUGGCCAACAAUUUAAACUUGAUAAAGUUAAGCACAAGAGCAAGGUUCUAAAAGGUAUAAGUUCUGAUUAUCCCUUGAUUGGCGUUAGAGCUUAUUAUGACAAAGAUGGUAAUCCUGAGACUGAAGAUAAAUUUGACUUGGUUGAACUUGCUGUUCAAAUACUUGAAAGUGGGAUUCAUUAUACCAGAUAUAUAUACUACGGAAGACCUACUACAACUAGGGAAAACUCAUGGUACGCAUUUCUUAACUUAGGCACUCGGCCUAGUGAGGAAGAUCUGAGGAAGGAAGUAGAUAGAAUUAAUGAACUGAAAGAUAAGAAAUACAGUAUGGAUGAUAUUGUUAAGGCAUCUCUAAAAGUUGCUAAACCUGGAGUUGGUGCAGGAGUCGCUGGAUUGGGUACAUGGAAACUAUGGUCUGUACUCGCGACUCUAGUUUGA
This is a messenger RNA of Theileria equi strain WA, 1458 nucleotides long. RefSeq lists its product as hypothetical. The record is from RefSeq and is a predicted model, not a curated record. The coding region runs from base 1 to 1458 and encodes 485 amino acids. Lineage: Eukaryota; Apicomplexa; Aconoidasida; Piroplasmida; Theileriidae. The transcript has a single exon.